UCCGGCCUGGAGGAGGAUGUGGCUGGCGUGCGGGGCGCUCCGGGCCUGGGCUCGGUCUCCGGGGGCCCGGGCCUGCGGCGGGAGCGGGGGCGUCCCCUACACGCAGGGCCAGAGCCCCGAGCCCCGGACGCGCGAGUACUUUUACUACGUGGAUCAUCAGGGCCAGCUUUUCCUGGAUGACUCCAAGAUGAAGAACUUUACCACCUGCUUCAAAGACCCGCAGUUCCUGGUCACCUUCUUCUCCCGCCUGAGACCCAACCGCAGCGGGCGCUACGAAGCCUCCUUCCCCUUCCUCUCGCUCUGCGGCAGGGAGCGCAACUUCCUGCGCUGCGAGGACCGGCCCGUGGUCUACACGCACCUGCUGGCCGCGGGCCCCGCGCCCCCGCGCCUCUCCUACUGCGGCGGCGGCGAGGCCCUGACGGUGCCCUUCGAGCCCGCGCGCCUGCUGCCCCUGGCCGCCAACGGGCGCCUCUACCACCCGGCGCCGGAGCGCGCGGGCGGCGUGGGCCUGGUGCGCUCGGCCCUGGCCUUCGAGCUCAGCGCCUGCUUCGAGUACGCGCCCGGCGCGCCCGCGCUGCCCUCGCACGUGCGCUGGCAGGGCCGCCGCCUCGCCCUCACCAUGGACUUGGCCCCGCUGCUGGCCGCCGCCCCGCCGCCCUGAGCUCCCUCCGCCCUCCCGGCGUCCCCGGCCCGCGUCGCUGCGCACGCGCCACCCGGAGAGCGCGCCGGCCGAGUGCGCGUGCGCGGCGGAGGUGCGCCGUGGCCCCGCCCCGCCCGGCGCUGUCCGUGGUGCUGCCGCGGCCCGGGCCCCGACGGCCGGGAGGGUCGGGGUCGCGGGCCCUUCCUCUCCCUCCCCACACCCUGGGCUUGGGGCGUCCUCCGGUUCGGCCCGCGCUCGCGACGGCAAGCCUGGGCGUCCGGGCGGGAGGCGCGGAGGCCCCAGUGCGCUUGCGCGAUCGGCGCCCGCCCCCCUCCCUUGCCCGGCGCUGCUCGGUGGCCAGGGCGCCGGGCUCCGCGGGGGAGCCGCGCCGCGGGAGCGUCAGGUGAGGGGGCGCCCGACCCAAGGUCAGCGGGCGUGGGGGCGGGAUGGCGCCGUCCCGGCUCUGCCACCGGCGCGCACCGAGAAGGGCGUGCGGCCUGGCGGGGACCACGCCCUGCCCUGAACCGGCCGGGGACAAAUCCGCGCUGGAGGGGGUGCAGGGGACGCCGUGGGGGGUCGAGGCACCCCACUAGGGCCUCCCACUGCACUCGAGGGGCUCUCAGGGCUUCCUCCCUCUCCCCUCCAUCCCUUGCACAGAUGGGCGCCCUGGAGACAGUGACAGCCAUCACCGAAUCCUGUGUGCGCCGCCCCGCCCCCUGCCAGCCGGAUUAGGGGGUUGUCCGCUGGGUAAAAGGAUUUCUGGGCUGGCCUCCCCUGCUCUUCCCACCUGGGCCCUCAUCCCUGCCCAGGCCGGCCCUUCUACACGAAUCAACAUCUAGGGGGUCUCCAUGUGAACAGCAGUACCCCACGUCCUGAGGAGGAGGCCAAGAACCUCCACUUGAAAGGCCUUGCCGCUGGAGACUGGGUGGAGGAGCCCUGGGCCAGCCCUUUUGCUCAAAGAAAUGGAUCCCAGGGGCCCAGAGAAUGCCUCCAGCUUCUUGGGGUUCACACACAUCCUAAGACACCUGGGAACCGCCUCUGCCUGGGCAAAGCUGUUCCAUUAAAACUUGCUGUGCCUACCUCA
Equus quagga is the source of this 1724-nucleotide messenger RNA. It is a transcript of the gene C16H8orf82, whose product is annotated as chromosome 16 C8orf82 homolog. Lineage: Eukaryota; Metazoa; Chordata; Mammalia; Perissodactyla; Equidae. The transcript has 3 exons. The coding region runs from base 17 to 661 and encodes 214 amino acids. The record is from RefSeq and is a predicted model, not a curated record.